This is a messenger RNA of Truncatella angustata, 1538 nucleotides long. RefSeq names its product NADH pyrophosphatase. The coding region runs from base 197 to 1429 and encodes 410 amino acids. The record is from RefSeq and is a predicted model, not a curated record. Gene Ontology annotation, biological process: NAD+ catabolic process; NADP+ catabolic process. The transcript has 2 exons. Gene Ontology annotation, cellular component: cytosol. Gene Ontology annotation, molecular function: NADH pyrophosphatase activity; metal ion binding. Lineage: Eukaryota; Fungi; Ascomycota; Sordariomycetes; Amphisphaeriales; Sporocadaceae.
CCCACUCCUGACGACAUUAGACCUCGGCGAGCGGUGCUUUAUCAUUAAUCAGCGACUUUGAGCGUAAAGACUUCUUCAUCUGUCAAAGUGUAUUCCUCAAACGAAUUUCAGAUAACGUUGUGAUCUGUGCUUGCGGUCCUAUAUUGUUUCUCUCUACAGUAUUAUUAUUUCUAUAAGAAAGAAAAAUUCAAACGGUAUGGCAGGCGCGAUUCCGGAUCUUCCACUUCUGGCAGAAGACGAUUCGAUGCUCUCCCGAAAGUUUGGCCGUGAAGUCGCCAACUACUUCUCGGGCAGUCCGUUGAACAGGGUUUCUUUCCUGCGGGUGGAUCAUGCAUUCUUGUCUUCGGCAUUUGCGCAUCCUACGGCGUCAUUUCUGCUUAUGAACAAUCUGUCGCCAACGGUCAAAGACCCUACCAAGUUGGCCUACGUGGGGAGAUCAGAGGUUGAGUCUCUUACAGGACCGGAACCGUUUGGAAAAACAGAACAGGAUUGGCUCAAGACGUUUAACUCCGACAUCACUCACCCAGUUGUUCUCUUACUUGGCAUUGACGAGAAGACGAAGUCGGGAUUUGAAUGGAAGGAGUACUCUGGAGCGCCUUAUUUCGCGGUGGAUGUAACUCCCAAGGGCUCCAUCAAGGAAAAGGCCGAGAGCGUUAUUGAUGCAAUCAAGGCCAAGGAGGGCAUUGAUUUCUUACCUGGGGCUCGUCACCUGUCGUUGGACGCCCCCGAUGCUGCUAUUUACGCUCAAGCCCGGGCUAUGCUUGACUGGAAUGCUCGCAACCCCUUCUGUGGAGGUUGUGGUCAGAAGACCCUAUCGGUGAAUGCAGGAGCGAAACGAGUGUGCCCGCCCACGGAUUUGGCUGGCGUUCCCGAGGGCGGCUCUCCUAGAGAGCGUGCCCCUUGUCCGACACGGCAAGGAGUAUCAAAUCUUUGCUUCCCGCGUACGGAUCCGACCAUGAUUGUGGCUGUUAUUUCUGCGGAUGGAACAAAGAUGCUUCUUGGUCGGCAGAAAAGAUGGCCGCCUUACUGGUACUCAACCUUGGCAGGUUUCCUUGAACCCGGUGAGUCGAUCGAAGAAGCAGUACGCCGCGAAGUCUGGGAAGAGAGUGGCGUCACUGUGGGCAGAGUGGUGAUUCACAGUUCGCAACCGUGGCCGUAUCCCGCAAACCUCAUGAUUGGCGCCAUCGGACAAGCUCAGCCUGGAGCUGGUGAGAAGAUUGACCUUGGUAACGACCCGGAGCUUGAGUCCGCGAAGUGGUUUCCACUCGAGGAAGUCAGAACUGCGCUUCUUCAAGGAACCAGUGGCUUGGGCGAGCCAGCACCAGAUGGAUACAAAGAGGGAGACCUCCGACUGCCACCUCAGACAGCAAUUGCCAAUAGAUUAAUGGACGCGGUCACUGGAGGCUUUCUUACAGCAUCCAAGAUGUAGUUGUGCGCAACCAUAGACCAAGUAGGAUUAAGAGUGGUAGACGUUUUGUUGGUAUUGCGCAUGGUGGAUAGAUCUAGAUAUUUUAUGAUAUGAAAGCUCUGACAUACGA